Messenger RNA from Pseudomyrmex gracilis, 1056 nucleotides. RefSeq lists its product as uncharacterized. The coding region runs from base 316 to 1017 and encodes 233 amino acids. The record is from RefSeq and is a predicted model, not a curated record. NCBI's taxonomy places the organism in Eukaryota, Metazoa, Arthropoda, Insecta, Hymenoptera, Formicidae. The transcript has 2 exons.
UUUAUGAGCCUGGCCACUCUCAUCUCACUGAAGUUGGAUUGCAUCAGCCAUAUCGGUUGGAUGUGCGCAGUGAAUAUUUUUGGACAAUUGUCGGUGUUUUACACCACUUUCUUUAUUAUUAUCUUUAAUUUAAACAAAUGCACAACUCCGUGGCUUGGCGUCAGGAACCCAAUCCACGGUUUUAAACCUGUUAUCAAAAAGACAUAGAAUGGCGUAUGGACUAGCUUUAUAGGUCUACUGAGCCAAAAGAGCACCAAACCAUCUCAUCUCACUGCUCUCAGUCUUUUCUCUGGUAUUAAAGAGGUUAUUGCUGCAAUGUCAAUCAAGAAGUUAUGCGUGGCAUUUCAAAGAAUUGCAGUAAGCAGAAUAAAUGUCACAGCAAGAUGUUAUUCGACACAGCAAUCAAAAUGGAAUACAAACGUAACUCCGCGUCAAAAAUCGAAUUGUCAUAUGUUACACUAUACAGAGCCGACACAUAGUAUCAAGUUUACACCUGGGACACUUAACAUAGAUUUUGGAGUACCAAGAAAUACAGAUUUAAUAAAAAAUAUUAUUGACAUGCCUGUCGCAAAGAUACCCUCGUUACAAGAUCCUGUAACAUGGGUGCCUAUUCAAUAUGAUUUUCCAGUAGCUGAAAAAACUAUAGACCUUCCUGCGAUCAAAGAAAUCUUCGAGAAACAAGCAGUGCGUUUGAUAGUGAUCAGACGUAAGAAAAUAAAGAAACACAAACGAAAGAAACUGCGUAAGAAAAUGGCAUACGAAUGGGCAAAAGUAAGACAAAAGCGAACACAAAAAAGGGAAAGAGCAUUUCAUGCGGAGCUUAUCAGUCAGAUCAAAACAGCAGAAGCUUUUGAUCCCAAAGAAUAUGUCCAGGAAAGACUUAAUAUUUUGAAUAAGGAGAGAAUACCAAGAACUUACAGAGGCGAGAUUUUGCCUCAAGAAAUGAUCAAGAAGUUCAUAGAAGAAAAGAAAAAAAUACGUGAAGAAAAACGUAACAUACCACGUUUAACUCUAUAAAUAAAUUGUAAUUGUAAUAAAUUUGUAGUUGUAAUAGGA